CAGAAGAGGAGGACGUUGCAGUGAGUCCAAUGGGAGAGGUUCUCAACAAUCAAUCAUUCUCUUUAUGCGUUCUUUGCGUGGCUGACCUCGAUAAGCCAGUGGACGUCUCUGAAGCCAAGAAAGCCAUUAGCCAAAUCCUGCUCUCUGAGAACUCAAGAUUCUCCUCUAUAGUGACUAGAGAUGAGAAGGGAGUCCUCAACUGGGAGAAGACGGAGGUUAAUGUGGACGAUCAUGUGUUUGUUCUUCACUUUCCUCCCCAUCUCUCAUUAUAUGAUAAGCAUAUAGAGGAAUAUAUUUCAGACUUGCAUUUAAGUAAGCUUGAUCCCUCACGCCCACUUUGGGAGUUCCAUUUCAUUAACUACAAAACCACAAAGGGCGAAGCCAUCGCCAUUCUGAAGCUGGAUAAUAUGCUGGGAGACGGUACUUCCAUUGUCUCUUUAGCUCGGGCCUGUUCUACAAUCCCUCGUAAUCAUACACUCAUUUCUUCCCCUUCUCAACACACACAACACCCACCAAUAAGUACCCGUAAAUACUCACAGACUCAGACAACCGCAUGGCAUGGCCCUGAAUUUAUAACUAGAAUAUGGAAUGGGCUGCUGACUCUUGUGCUUGUAAUGUGGUACACGUUACAUGAUCUGAUUACCACUUUUCUAAUAUCGAAAUGGAUGGAGGAUAGCAGGUUCCCUAUUCGAGGGCAUCCUGGAGUGGAGCUGUUGCCUAAAGUUAUGGCUUCUUGCACUUUUACACUCCAAGACAUUGGAGAAAUAAAGGAACGCGUUGAUGGGACUGUGAAUGAUGUGAUUAUGGGCGUCGUAUUCUACGGAUUUCAACUCUACUGCAGAAGGGUUCUUGGCGAUCCAAAAAAAAUGGAGAAUUUGAGAGUUACAGUCAUAGCAUUAAUGAACACAAGGUCUCUACAGGGAAAAAAGGGCGUAGAUGAGAUGGCAAAAGGAAACAGCUUUGGACUUUUAUUUCUAGGAAUGCCUAUGAAGAAGUUGAAAAACCCUUUGGAGUAUGUCCGAAGAGCAAAGCAUAUGUUAGACAAGAAGAAAAUGUCACUGGCAGCAUUUUUACAAAGCAAGGUGUUGCGCUACAUUACAUGAUACAGAGGUGCACAGACUUCAGCUAAAUCUCUGUACAAUGUGGUGGCCAACACUAGCAUUGCCGUGACAAACGUAAGUGGCCCAUCAGAGCAGAUGGUGUAUGCAGGGUAC
Messenger RNA from Cryptomeria japonica (Japanese cedar), 1214 nucleotides. RefSeq names its product wax ester synthase/diacylglycerol acyltransferase 11-like. Gene Ontology annotation, cellular component: plasma membrane. The transcript has 6 exons. The record is from RefSeq and is a predicted model, not a curated record. Gene Ontology annotation, biological process: triglyceride biosynthetic process. NCBI's taxonomy places the organism in Eukaryota, Viridiplantae, Streptophyta, Pinopsida, Cupressales, Cupressaceae. Gene Ontology annotation, molecular function: long-chain-alcohol O-fatty-acyltransferase activity; diacylglycerol O-acyltransferase activity. The coding region runs from base 30 to 1103 and encodes 357 amino acids.